AUGAUCGAUAUAGCGGUCGGGGUAUUACAUACCUUUGCUAUUAUUCUGCCUGAAGAGUCUCGGGAAGACAAACGAUUCAUUGGGAGGAUAGAUCCCCUUGUCAAUUGUCUUGGACAGAGCUCUCCGGAAAGCACAGUUUUGGUCUUGCAAACUCUCUUAACGCUGGCCAGUUGCACUAUUGGUGCUUCUCAGAUUCUUCAGGUUAAAGAUGUGACCCCAUUAACAGAGCUAGCUACGCAACAACCGCUUGUUCUUGAUGUUAUUGGGCUGUCCUGGUCCAACGCUUCCACCGCCAAAUCAAACCAAAAUAUAGUGUCAUCUAGUAUUGACGACAUCAUGCCAAAGCUUAUUGUUGCAUUCAAAGAUACUGAUGCAGUGACAUUGUUGGCGUUUACUGCCGACACUUUUUCAAAAGUACCGCCCGAGGUUCUCCGUACGGAUCCGUCAUGGCUUGAGGGGCUGAUUAUUCUGUUAAAAAAGCUUGUCACAAGUCGCCCCACUGCUACAGGGAGGGCAGCUUAUAUAGAAGCAGCUGCUACACUGCUUCAAGUAUUUCAACAGUCCUGCCCUGGUCGUCUAUUUCGGGAUGAUACGCAGCGUGAUGCAACCGCCAAGCCGUUCUCUUACCUCCUCGUUAAUUUAAUACUUAUCGACAUUCGGUCUUCCUUUCCGACUCUCCUAUCUAAAUUAAACAGCUCGGACUAUCCGUCGACGGCACGAAGGCUCGCCGGAGGUUUCGAUGUAAUUUCUGGCUUCAUAGGCUUCCUUGUGCGAAGUCUUGAUGAUAUUGAUGAAGAAAAUGGCUCCUCUACCCUAACCACAUCUCCAGAUCUUCUGUUGAAGCUUCGAAAGGACAUUGCAGAAACGAUGUCGUUAGCAAUAGAGUAUAUGAGAGACCGGUGGGAUGCAUCGGUUGCUGGAGUCUCCGGUCUCCAUCCAGAAGCUAGGACUGGAACGUCAGCAACAUCUGAAGGCACUCGUCUCACUCUAACUUGGGCCUCGAUGAAGGACAACAUCACAGAUGAUCCACUGAUUCUUGCAAGCAUUCGAACGCUUGCCAUUUGGCUGCGUGAGGAUGAAAAUGAGAACAUGCGCAGCGAGAGCGCAGGUUUGACGGAUAUGUUCAUAGAACUAUACAAGACUCCGUCCUCCAAGUCAUUGGAUUUCAAGUAUCCGAUUUUAACGGCUCUAGAGGCGACCUUGACCACAGAAGGUGGGAUCGAUGGGUUCUUGUCCCACGAUGCUUGGGCAGUCCUGAAAGAAGAUCUCGAGUCCAUCGUGAGAUAUACUACAGCUGAGCCUGCAGGCAACGUCAAUUCCGAAGCUUCUCGAGGAAUUGAGAUAAUUCGAGUUUUACUUGCCGUCGUCGAUGACACGGCUGUUACGGAACCUCAUGAGCAUUGGAUGAGAAUUGCCGAAACAGCAGCGUCAAUGAAACCAGGCCCCAAGCUGAUCGCGCCAUGGGCCAUGGAGCUUAAAAUUGCCAUGAUCCAAUUAGCAGCUGCAUUGCUGCAUAAAGCUUCUCCAGGGAUGCGGAGGCGAUAUCGGCCUACUGCAGUCGCACUAUCUGGAUUAUCCCAAGCCCUUCAAACGCAGCUCAAAGAUGGCAAGAACCUUAUGCCACAGGACUUUCAGGAUUCCAUUGACGAUGUUGUCUUGGAAUUAGCCAAUUUAGACUGA
This is a messenger RNA of Pseudogymnoascus destructans, 1680 nucleotides long. RefSeq lists its product as uncharacterized. Lineage: Eukaryota; Fungi; Ascomycota; Leotiomycetes; Thelebolales; Thelebolaceae. The transcript is spliced from 3 exons. Bases 1 to 1680 code for a protein of 559 amino acids. The record is from RefSeq and is a predicted model, not a curated record.